CUCAUAAUAGGAACUACAUCCUGUGUUGGGAGUGUGCGCAGGGUGGGCUGGCUGGAUAUCGCAGGAACUACGACGAGACGUUUUUCGCUUUCAUUCACGUCAGAUUGAUACUCUCAAACCCGGACGUAACCAACGCCUAGUCGCCGGAGAGGAACGAUGCAGACCAUAAAGUGUGUGGUGGUUGGAGAUGGAGCUGUCGGAAAGACCUGCCUGCUCAUCUCAUAUACAACCAACAAAUUCCCCUCUGAAUAUGUUCCCACGGUUUUUGAUAACUAUGCUGUCACAGUGAUGAUUGGAGGUGAACCGUAUACACUGGGGCUUUUUGACACAGCAGGUCAGGAAGACUACGACAGACUCCGGCCUCUUAGCUAUCCGCAGACAGACGUCUUCCUUGUUUGCUUCUCUGUUGUUUCUCCUUCCUCCUUUGAGAAUGUGAAAGAGAAGUGGGUACCAGAGAUCUCUCACCACUGUCCACGCACUCCUUUCCUUCUGGUGGGCACUCAGGUUGACCUGAGGGAUGACAGUAACACUGUGGAAAAACUUGCCAAAAACAAGCAGCGCCCCAUAUCACCCGAGAGCGGGGAGAAACUGUCCAGAGACCUCAGAGCUGUUAAAUACGUGGAGUGCUCCGCCCUCACACAGAGAGGCCUGAAGAAUGUAUUUGACGAGGCGAUACUCGCCGCCCUUGAACCUCCGGAGACCAAACCCAAGAAGCGCUGUGUCCUUUUGUAGGAACACAAGCAGUGGGUGAUGCACUCACUCCAACAAGAGAGGCAAAGAAAAAAAAUAAACCUUUUUAAGGUUGGUAGGGCUUGGGGUUUGGAGUGGAGAGAGUUAUAAUUGGGAAAAAUUACGGGAACAAAACGGCAAAAAACAAAACAAAAAAAACAUUUGGCAACAAAAAUGGUAUUGCAAACAAAUGCACACUGUGCCUUUAUAAAUGUUUCUAGAACAACAGAAGAAAUUAGAGAACCCUGGAACCAAUAGCACCCCUGCAAACAAAGAGCAUAAUAAAAAAAAAAUAACAAAAUAAAAAGAUAGGUGCACUUUACGCAUGUGAUGUCUUACAGAACAACAUAUAGAUUCACUUUAAUGCUUUAAGUGUCAGUUACAUGUAAUCGAUCCAGAAUUAAGUGUGACAAAGUUGCACAAAUACAUGAGAUUAAAUGCUUCAGGUUUGUGAUCGGCAUCCAAAAUGAUUUUUUUGAAAUUCUUUUGCAGGACAAACGUGGGUUUGUCUCUGAAACAUGCUUUUCUCUAAGCCGCACAAGAAUGGUUGGCACACAAUGUCUAUAAACAGCACAUUUCAUAGUGUAAAGCUGAACAUGCUGACUGCUCUGAUGAACACUUCUGCAGGGCUCAGCUAUUUGCUCUGUAACCUGUGGAUAGUGUGCGUGCAGAAGCUGACUUCAGCUUUCUUAAAUCUCCUCAGUUCGCUGUGUCGCAAUAUUGCAAUGGGCACAAAAGCUAUUCUUGACAAAUUUGCCUUUUAGUGUUUAGUGUCCUUUUUCCAGUUUUUAAUGUUGCGGUUUUGCCAGUUCUAGACAAUGGACUCGCAUGACAUCUGUAGGCAGGUUCUGUUUAACAUGUGGUUCACAUACUGUUGUUUAUACGUACUGGACUGGAUCUGGCACAAAAGCAAGCUAACGUGAUUGGUUUGGGCAUAUAAUUAGCUCUAAUCACUGACAAUGGCGUUGAAACAGAACAUAUACGAAAAUAAACUAACAAUUUUAGAUAUUUUUACAAUUUUAAUGUUGGAUCAGAGUGUUAUGGCCAUAGAAAUAACACACUAUGGCCACAUCCCCUCCUGAGUGACCCGUGUUAUAUGGUUUGUAAGAGAGUUUGGGACUUGAGUGGGAGCCAAUGGAUUUUUGUUCACAAGCAUUUGUUUCUUCCUGUAUGAGCCAGACUGUUCUCUUCUUCUGUGGUUCAUGCUCCUAGAAUCUCUCAUAAGUGCAUUUACUCUCGAGCCACGCAGUGCCUUCUGCUGGCCAUUUAGAAAACUGAAUUUUAUUUUUUAUUUUUAUUUUUUCUCUUUUUUUUUUUUUUUUUUUUUACUUUGAGUAUGAUGUAUUAAAUGUAUUACUGUUUUACUCUUGGGUGAAUGAAUAGUGGUGACAUUUUGAAACUUGAGAUUUUUUAAAAUGGCAUUUUAUUUUAUUUUAUUUUUUUGCUAGAGUACCAUUUGAUUGUGAUGUAUUAAUAAAAUAACAAUUUGAAAUGUAAUAUUUUGAAUAACCGAUCUUAACAGUCGUGAGGAUAACUGAUGAUGAUAAUGAUGAUGGUUUGAAAUGUGGCCUUUUCUUAGUCAAGUUCUGCGGUGUUUGGAAUCUCACUAUAUUUGUAAUAAAAGUGGCGCGACUGACAAACA
Cyprinus carpio (common carp) is the source of this 2371-nucleotide messenger RNA. It is a transcript of the gene cdc42l, whose product is annotated as cell division cycle 42, like. NCBI's taxonomy places the organism in Eukaryota, Metazoa, Chordata, Actinopteri, Cypriniformes, Cyprinidae. Gene Ontology annotation, biological process: modification of synaptic structure; small GTPase-mediated signal transduction. Gene Ontology annotation, molecular function: GTPase activity; GTP binding. Gene Ontology annotation, cellular component: dendritic spine. The record is from RefSeq and is a predicted model, not a curated record.